AAUUAUUCAACAAUCGGUGUUUUGAAGGAUUUUGCUUCUUGGGAAUAUAUUAUUUGUUAUUGUAUCAAAUCAAACGCACAUGUGAGGACUUGCAAAAUGUUAAGAAGUUUUCCAACAUUUGAUUUGCUCAAAUGGAAAAGUGUGGCAGGAUUAAGAUAUUGUCAAUUCAAUCUAAACCGUAGAUUAGUGAAUCAAUCGAAAACUCUUAUUUCGACUGAUGCAAAUAACACGGAUACACUCUAUAGCAAGUGGAAAGACAAACUGUUGUAUAGCUCUUUCGUAGAAAAACAUCAAUUAAAAUUGGGUUAUAAGCAAAACAAGAUACUAGAAUCUAAGUUAAAAAAGUACGAACAAAAUGAGUUUAAAAAAGCGUCUGCUGUCAAACCGUUUGCUUUAGUUUUAAAGCAAUUGCAAACUCCACCGCGUGAUGAACGAUCAGAUUGCUACGAAUCGUGUGUCGAAAUUGCAGACCGUCCAUCUACACAUCAAUUGCCUUACCAGCAUCUCACCUUACAAGUGAAAACACACCAAAACUCGAUACAAGAGCCUAAUGAAAAAUUAUCUACAGGAGAAUGGAUGUCAGAUUUUGAGUAUUACGACGAAACUGAAGAAAAUGUUACAUCAUUUUACGGUACACCUGAUCCAAAUGAACCUGCCUCUACAAUUCCUUGUGGUGGAUGCGGUGCUUUGCUACACUGCAUCGAACCAAGCAUUCCGGGCUAUUUACCUGGUCAAUUGUUCAAAGGAAAAUCGAAAGAACAGCUGUUGACAACUAAUUGCCAGCGGUGUCAUUUCCUGAAACACUACAAUGUUGCUGUAAAUGUGACAGUUUCGGCCAACGAUUAUAUAGGAAUUCUGUCUUCGAUAAAAACAAAGAAAGCUCUUGCCGUGCUGCUUGUCGAUGUUCUGGAUUUUCCAUGUUCCAUAUGGCCUGGGCUUUCUGAGAUUUUGGGAGUGCAACGACCCAUCAUCGUGGUAGGCAAUAAAGUCGAUCUUUUGCCACAGGACAGUGCUGGCUACCUGGAGAACGUACGACAAUGUUUAACGCGAAGCGUUAUUGAAUCCGGAUUUUCAAGGAAUAACAUUAAACAUGUUUCGCUCAUAUCAGCCAGCACAGGAUACGGAGUAGAGGAGUUAAUUACGAAAAUCCACAAUGUUUGGGGAACCCGAGGAGACGUAUAUUUGGUUGGUUGCACGAACGUUGGCAAGAGCACACUAUUUAAUGCGUUACUCCGUUCUGACCUAUGCAAGGUUCAAGCGACGGAUUUGAUUCAAAAGGCAACGGCAAGUCCUUGGCCUGGCACUACCAUAAGAAUGCUUAAGUUUCCAAUUUUGCGGCCGUCUGACCAUCGACUUUUCUUAAGAAUGAAACGGUUACAACAAGAGCGCUAUAUAAAACAGGCAAACGAAAAACUGCGACGUGAACAGAAAAAUGCUACAAAAGAUUCAAAGCAGGCUACACUUCUCGGUCACAUUGGUCUUACCUUUGAGAAGGAAAAGGGAGAAUUGUUUGAUCAUUUCUCAGUGACACAAAGAAGUGACGCACCCUUACCGAUAUUUACAUUGAACGAGAAGAAUGAAAAGUAUAUCAAUUCCAAAUGGUGCUACGAUACACCCGGUGUUGUUCAGCCCGAUCAAAUACUGGAUCUUCUUACCACGGAGGAGAUUGUUCUUACAGUUCCAAAACAGACUAUCCGACCUAGAAUCUAUCUGUUGAAAAGGGGUAUGACCUUACUUCUGGGUGGUUUAGGACGAUUAGAUUUUGUUGAUGGCCCAGAUUCGAUUCGCGUAAUUCUUUAUGCUUCUAACAUGCUUCCAACGAUCAUUUGCCAAACAUUGGACGCACCGGCGCUGUACGAGGCGCUCCUCGGCACGGAAUUUCUAGCUGUUCCUUUCGGAAGUCAGGAGCGGCUAGAAAAAUUUCCAGUAUUGGAAUGCGUUCCUAAUAUUCUCGUACAUGGUACACUAGAGAAGCAUCUUACUGUCUGUGACAUAUUGUUAUCAUCCGCAGGAUGGAUCGGGGUUAAUUUACCAAAGAACAGCGAAGCCAUUUUCCAUGCCUGGACGCCUAAGAAAAGGGGCGUAUAUAUCCGUCAACCUGCUCUGCUACCUAACGGACUAGCUUUGCGUGGCAAACGGAUACGUCGAUCACUGGCCUAUCGAACGGGUACCAUUUUCAAAUCUCGUUAGAUUUAUACGACCACGUAAUGCAGUCAUCAAGUCGUAUCCUAGUUGUAUGCACGUGAAGGAUUUACGGCUAGAGCUCCCCACACCGGGAAAGAAAGAAGAUCAAGAAGAAUACACAUAUAAAGUAAAAUAUGAAAAUAAAUAAUGUAAAUAAAGUAAACAUGAUGUACAAUA
Messenger RNA from Anopheles arabiensis, 2361 nucleotides. RefSeq names its product nitric oxide-associated protein 1. The transcript is spliced from 2 exons. Bases 97 to 2190 code for a protein of 697 amino acids. NCBI's taxonomy places the organism in Eukaryota, Metazoa, Arthropoda, Insecta, Diptera, Culicidae. The record is from RefSeq and is a predicted model, not a curated record. Gene Ontology annotation, molecular function: GTP binding.